Molecule: messenger RNA, 2050 nt
Organism: Magallana angulata
Lineage: Eukaryota; Metazoa; Mollusca; Bivalvia; Ostreida; Ostreidae
Exons: 2
Coding region: 1061-2050 (329 amino acids)
Molecular function (GO): nucleic acid binding; zinc ion binding
Source: RefSeq, a predicted model, not a curated record
CCAAUUGUUCCCAACACUAUCAAUGGUACAAGAUCAAGUUAGGAAGAGUAGUUAAAAAGCAUUAAACUAUUAUUAUAUAUAUCAUACUAAAUAUUUUUCAGAAUGAAUUUUUUUCAGUGAUUCAAUAUUUAAUCAUAAGUUUCCCAAAUUUAAUUAAGAACAUGUAUUUGAUGAUUUGCUUGAUCUCUUUUUUUUUAAAUACUUAUUUCCCUUCUUAUUAGAAAAAUUGGUGUCAAUCAUCAUCGAGUUAGAUUAAAACAUCACUGUUUAAUUUACGAACAAAAUCAGUGUUAAAUAAACUAUCAAGUCAUGCAGCCUAAAAUGCAUAGAGCUCAAAUGCAUGGCUUCCAAGUUUUUGAUGCCUAACAUGUCCACAGGGUGUGUUCCCUUAUUGCAAACAUUUGAUAAUUAGGUAGAGGACAACAGGUGUGAAUUGUGUUUUGAUAACAAGUAUAGUCUGCCCUCUACCUGAGAUUAACCUGUACUUUGGCAUUGUAUUUACUGUAAGAGGGUGGAAUUUGAAUGAUUAUUUUAUUUUGAUAUUUAUUGAACGUUUAUAUAAAAAGAAAAGUGUCUGUGGUUUUGGGGGAUUGAACCGGGUGCCUUUGGUGUGUGGGCUUGUGACUUAUACCACUAGGCUAAGUCAGAUUUAUAUUUAUAGCAUAUCUUUAUUAUCGAAAGUACAUUUAGGUUUUUGGUUAAUUAUUUUGUGAUGUCAUAGAAAGAAUAGCAUUCUGGGUAAUUCUUGCCUAGCUCAUUUUCAUUGUCCAAGAGAAAGGCAAAGAGAGAAGUCAAGAAAUUUAACAUUCACAGUGUGUCCUUGCUUAGGAAAUAAAGAACCUCAACACAAUAUUCAGAGUGUUACAUUUGGCGUCGCCGGUAGGAUUCCAUUCGGUUUCCCUGAGAACGAUUUCCAGAAGGAAGACAGCUAAGAUACAAGUUGACAGCGCACAUUGUGAAUAGUGAGUAAGUGAUAUCAACUCAGAGUGAUUAGUGUACACAACAUUGAAAUUUCAACAGACAGAGUUGUACCAUCUCUGGACAAGUUUCACAAGCCACAAUGGAGGAAGAGAUAAAGAAGUUACAGGAUCAGAUCAAGAAUCUAGAGGCUAAAGGAUCCCAAGUACCAGUUGUUUAUCUGAAAUCAGACCGCAAAUUUCCCAAGUUCGGAGGCCGACCUGUCAAAGACGGAGAUCCGGACGUCUACGAAUGGAUUUCCGAUAUGAGAGAACACAUUCAGUCCACUAAAUCGAAAGAUGAUUUCGUAGAUUUCAUCAUGGACCAUCUGACUGGAUCAGCGAAAUCAGAAGUCAAACUUCGACCUUUACAGGAGAGACAAACUGGAAAACAAAUACUGGAAAUUCUUGAGACCGUGUUUGAAAUCAAAGAAACAACUACCCAACUUCUUCAAAAUUUUUAUCAGCGAGACCAAAGACAGGAUGAAACGCUCGAAAAAUACUCUCUUGUGUUAACCGAGAUGGCUCAGAAAAUCAACAGAAAAGAAAAGAAAGAUCAAGUGAAUGACAUCAAGUUGACCGAACGAUUCAUUGAUGGCAUAGGAGAUCAAAGUACUAGACAAGAGCUAAGGAAAGUUGUGUUAGACUCUGGCAACAUUCCAUUCUUUGAAUUCAGAAUGAAGAUGCUACGCUGGAUAGAGGACAAUCCUAAUGUGGAUGCGAGCAUUAAGAAAACAAUGUGUUCUCCUACUCAAAGUACUGAACUAGAUGAACUGAAAACUUUGGUCAAGAAACAACAAGAAAUGUUAGAAUGGCAGCAAGAACAGAUUGACAGAUUAACAAAGAAAUCUGAUGAGAGACUCGAUAGACAAUCAUAUUAUCAACAAGAGAGAGGAAGAUCAAGACAACGAUUCGGCCCUAGAUUUAACAGAGGACAUAAUGGAAGACAGGGAAGUUUUACAAGUAACAGAGGAAGGCAGUGCUACAACUGUGGUGGAUUGGGACAUAUGUCUGUGAACUGUCCAUCUGAAAACACACCCCCUACAGGAUCACGUCGUACAUCCGGUAACCCAAACUGGAAACCUUCUCAGUGA